AUGGACAGAAGCACUUUUGAGGUCCUGCUGCAGAUCACGCAGGAGCGACUCACCAUUGAAAGGACACCAAGGAUACCUUUCCAUACAAAGGUGCUAAUGGCUCUGUGGCUGCUUGGCAACCAAGAGUCAUUCCGAGGUGUUGCCGACCGUUUUGGGGUCAACAAUGGCCUGCUGCACUACGUUGUUAACAACAUCAUUGAACUCUGGGCAGGUGCAGCACCGGACUUUAUCCAGUGGCCUUUGUCACUGCAGGAUGUAGCCAAUGAAUUCUACCGAAAGUGGCGGUUUCCUGGAGUUGUCGGUGCUGUGGAUGGUUGCGAUAUCGCUAUCAAAGCCCCAGAGAACGCGCAGGAUACUUAUUACAACAGGAAAGAGUUCCACUCAAUCAUCCUGCAGGGGUGCUGUGAUAGCAAUAUGGCAUUCACCCAUGUACACGCAGGCUCUCCAGAAAGAAUGCACGAUGCCAAGGUUUUCAGUGCAUCAAGCCUGGACAAGCUAGUACAGACCUUACCAGCAAACUUCCAUAUUCUUGGCGACUCGACCUAUGCACUGUCUGUCGGACUCAUGAGGCCGUACAGGAAUAAUAGCCAUCUAAGUUCACAAGAAAUAAAAUUCAAUGAAAGACUAGGCGAAGCAAGAUCAGUGAUUGAGCGUGCGUUCGCACAGCUAAAAGGCAAAUUCAGGCGGCUGAAAUAUCUUGACAUGAAAGGCACUGCACUCAUCAUGAAAUAUGUGCUGGCAUCAUGUGUUUUGCACAACAUCAUACUUAUGUCGAAGGAUUCCUUUGAUUGUGAGAGCAUGGAGGAGGAAGGUGAUGAUGACGAUCCAUCUUUUGAUGGGAACUCAACAGCAGUUUCGGAGAGCAGGGGCGCACUUAAGCGCCAAGCAGUAAUGUUGGCUUUGUAGAAAACAGGCAUGAAAACAGGUACUGGCAGCUUCAGCAUUUGCACAUGUUUGUAUUAACCACUGUAUAUUGCAUUUUGGUACAAAAUAUUAGUCAUAACAUAAAACAUUUCAUGUACUACCCUUGCACAUUUUUAUGUCAAUGUGAACUGUAGGUAUAAAUAAAACACUUAUGAAACUGAGUACUUGCACCUCUAUCGUAAAGCAAAAUAUGAACACAAAUGACACUGCUUCGUGUGUGUGACUAGCGUUUGUACUUCAAAUAGCAUUGCUCUGUCGUGUAUUUCCAUCGAGAUUUGCCGCAACAUACAUGGGAACAGGUGAUUAGCCUGUAUAAAAGUCUUCAAAUCCUUACAAGAUAUAUGAAUUGUUGGUAUAAAUAAAACAGUUAUGAAACUGAGUACUUGCAUCUCUAUCGUAAA
This is a messenger RNA of Dermacentor silvarum, 1325 nucleotides long. Its product is annotated as putative nuclease HARBI1. The transcript has 2 exons. Bases 1 to 906 code for a protein of 301 amino acids. The record is from RefSeq and is a predicted model, not a curated record. NCBI's taxonomy places the organism in Eukaryota, Metazoa, Arthropoda, Arachnida, Ixodida, Ixodidae.